Messenger RNA from Cyclopterus lumpus (lumpfish), 2259 nucleotides. Its product is annotated as alpha-1,6-mannosylglycoprotein 6-beta-N-acetylglucosaminyltransferase B-like. NCBI's taxonomy places the organism in Eukaryota, Metazoa, Chordata, Actinopteri, Perciformes, Cyclopteridae. The record is from RefSeq and is a predicted model, not a curated record. Gene Ontology annotation, molecular function: alpha-1,6-mannosylglycoprotein 6-beta-N-acetylglucosaminyltransferase activity. Gene Ontology annotation, cellular component: Golgi apparatus. Gene Ontology annotation, biological process: protein N-linked glycosylation.
AUGCAUGUUGCACUGCGGCCACGCAGCGGUUGCCUGGUGCUCUGCCUGUGCCUGUCUGUGUUCACCCUGCUGCUCCAAAGCUUCUGGGUGCCCCUUGAGAUGACCAGGGAUGGACCUGCUGGGAGGUCCCCUCAGGAACAAGGUCAGCGGGGUCUUGGCUUUCGUAGGCUGGCGCUCCGCUUGGAGGCUUUGAGUACUCAGGUGCAGAGGCUGAGCAGAGAGAGAGGUCAGGUCACCCAGCUGAGCAGAGAUGAUCUCAGUCUGUUGCUGCAAAGCUUCAGGCAGGAUCAGCAAGGCUUAGCUCGCCUGGUGGUGAGGGAGCUGAAGAGAGUGUCUCAGCGGCUUGACCAGCUCAGCCGCCACCAGCAGCAUCACCAUCAGUCUCACACUCCAUCACACGUCCUCCGACCACACGCAGGGCCCGAGGAGAAGUGUGAGGUGCCAAUGGAUCGUGCGUAUCCGGUGUGUGCGGAGAAAGUGGAGUUCCUGCGGGCUCGUUGGCAGUCAGACCCCUGCUAUGCCUUUUAUGGGGUGGAUGGUACCACCUGCUCCAUAUUGACAUACCUUAGCCAAAUAGAGGACUUUUGUCCCUUUCGCUUUGGAGGAAACCACUCUGCACUGCCAUGGCACCAGGAACCUCACGCUUACACAGAGAAGGCGGAGAUACGUACAACUCUGAGCCUACUGUAUGAGGUCAUCGGCAGCAGCAAUGGUCCGGCCGUGAACUUCAUCCGGUCCAGAGUGGAAAGGAUGUCUGAGCGGUGGAUAGAGGCGGCUCGGAGGAUGAGGCAAAGCAGCAACAACACCGUCUCGACCCAGAUGAGGGUGCUGCUUUAUCCUGGGGCCCUGGCUGGCAGUCUUGGCCAGCGUUUUGAGGCCCUGGUGGAUCGAGGGGGUCCUCUAGGGGAGCUGGUCCAGUGGGCCGACCUCAGCGCUUGUCUGACAAUCCUGGGCCACAACUUAACCUUCAGCACCUCACAGCAACUGCUCCACAGCCUGAUAGGUGCUGCGCCAGGCCGAGGCAGUUGUCCAAUCCAGAGGCCCCUGACCUUUGACCUCAUCUACACUGACUACCAUGGCCUUGCUCACCUUCAUGGCGCCAUGGGACUGGCUUUCCUGCAUUACCAGUGUCGCUUCAGAAUCCUGGACUCUUUUGGCACUGAACCAGCCUUUAACUUGGGGAGUUAUGCGCGUAGUCAUGGAUACAAAACACUGUGGGGAAGCUGGGGACUGCAGCCUCUGCAAUACAUGACCCUGUUCCCUCACACUCCUGAUAACUCCUUCCUGGGCUUUGUGAGUGAGGAAGCAGCGAGGGAGGAGGUGAGGGAGGAAGAGCUGGAGCCAGACAGCUACAGGAAAGACAGGAUAGCAGUCAUCUACGGCAAACAAGACUACAUGUGGCAGGGUAAAUCUGAGUAUGUGGAGGUGAUCAGUGAAGAGAUGGAGACCCACGCUACAGUCUACCAGCCUCCAGGACUCGCCUCUCAUCUGCCCAGCUCCAUCAGAAACCACGGCCUGCUGACUCAGGAACUCUUCCUACGACUUCUACGCAGAGCCAAGGUGUUUGUAGGUCUUGGCUUCCCCUAUGAGGGACCGGCACCCAUUGAGGCAAUAGCCCUGGGCUGUGUCUUCCUGCAGCCACGAUUUCACCCACCACACUCAUCAGACAACAAUGAGUUCUACAAAGGGAAGCCCACCACAAGACAGAUCUCCUCCCAGCACCCUUAUGCAGAGAAAUUCAUCGGAAAACCUCACGUGUGGACCGUCGAUGUGACCAACAAGACAGAUGUACGGGAGGCCGCCAGAGCCAUUCUACGCACCGAGGUGAAGCCUUUCACUCCCCGAGAGUUCACUUGUGAGGGAAUGCUGGAGAGGGUUCGUGGCUAUAUCGCUCACCAGAAUUUUUGCACUAAAUCUGUCCAUACUUGGCCACCAGAAAGUGCUCUAAGGGUUCACCUGGGUCCCCUGGGUCAGUCAUGCGUAAGUGUGUGUCGACGGUCCUCCCUCGUGUGUGAGCCAUCUCUGUUUCACCACCUAAACAGUCCUGCUGCGUUCGCCAGACUCAGUAUAGGCUGCUCCAGCAUGGGAAAGGAAGUCAACCACCUGUUUCCUUCCUACAGCCCUUGGGGCCGACACUGUGGCCUUCAGCAGGAGCCUCUGCUGUUCAGUUGUGCCGGCUCCGACCCCUCUCACCGCAGGUUGUGUCCCUGCAGAGCUCACCUACCUGGACAAGUGGCCCUGUGCCCUGACUGCCUCUAA